UGUGUGUGAGAGUGUGUGUGAGUGUGAGUGUGAGUGUGUGCGCGCGAGUCGAGUUUUUUUCCCAUUUCUAUGUCAGUAUAGUUUCGCAGGUCUCGUUUCUCUGCGUGCGCGUGUUUUCCGUCUCCCGAUUUACCGAUUUCUGAUCGUUCGAAAUAAUUUUUUUUUUUUUAUUCGCGUGUCGCCAAAGGGCUGUUGUCACUUGGCCGCGCUACCCCCGGACCUUAUAAUAAUUAUCUAUUUUUGUAAUUGUAUUUUUUAAACGUAAAGUUUGUACGAUAUUUGUUCCGUGUUAUGAGUUUUACAAUAAACACGCAACGGUAGUGGUGAACUCCGUCUCGUGCGUUAUUUGUCGUAGUUAAUAUUAUUUAUCCCCUCAAUCGAAACACCGCAGUGCAGCGAAAUGUACCGCAGCAAGACGUCACCGUCUUCGACGUUGGCCGUUGUCGCCGCCUUCGUCUUCGCCCUAACGAUUGUUUCUUGCAGUGAGACGAACGAUGACGGUAAGUUUCGAACAUAACAACUGUUUACUUUUACCUUUAUAAUUUUGUCGCCGUUUUUUAUUCCUGAUUUUUUUUUCGGCCGCGAUCUCUGUAGUCACCGAACGCGUUCCGGUCGGUCGCCCGGAAGUAGGUUCGUUAUUGGUUUUGGUUGUAAUGGGAGGGGGACAUGGAAGCAGGACAAGCAAGAGAUUUGGAACAACAUUAAACAAGAAGAAUAAGUAGAUAGGUUAGAUACUUGUUAAACGUGAUUUACGUCCAAUCGUAUUUUGGAUACAUCUGGUUAAGUAGUAUCAUUAAUAAUAUCGGACAAGCUAACGAAUUGUGGUUGUUGUCUAGGCAUGUUAUCUUUUAACUGAUGAAUCCAGUGGCUUGUAUUUUGGGAAUUUUUUUUUGGGGGGGGAUAUCCAAAAUAUUCGAUUCUAUAUUUAGGUUCCUAUUUAUUUAUUUAAUUUAAUUAUGUUUGUUUUGUCUAGUCAGAAGCAUGAACAAUGUUUAUAUUGUUGUUUAUAAAGAACUUAAUAAAACAAUAUAUAUUAAUAGCACCUACUUAGUGAUCAAAAUAAUAUUAAUUUAAACAAAUUAGUUUUUUAAAUAUAUUACUAUUGUUAUCUAACCUACUAUUAAUUAUUAAUCAACAGUUGCUAAUCUGUUAAAUUUGAUUUUUUUUAAGGGUAACUUAUUUUAUUUAUCUGCUGAUGGGCACCUAAAUAGGGACGUAGCUGAAUUAUCUACUUACAUUUUUCAUUUAUACAUUACUUAUCUAUCUAUUAUAAAUAUAAUUGGUAACUUAAUUGGUAGGUCUGUAAGAUUAAAGACAGGUAUAACAAUGAAGAAUUGUUAGUUAUGUAGGUAUACAUUAGUAAAUUUUUUGAAUUGGCUAUACCUAGAUACCUAGUAUCUAGUCUCAUUUUUUUUUUAUUAUUUAGGGUUGGGUUUACCCAUAAGACUCUUCUACACACCAAUGGCUGAGUAAUCAGUUGAAUUAAAUUACUCACUGCUAUUUUGUUAUAAAUAUCUACCUAAUUUGUUUUCAAUUCACUCACUAUGAUGCAAUACUGUUCACUGAGAACAUAAUAUUAUAGACAUUGUUUAUAUCUCCACAUAAUGUCUUUGUCUUUCAAGUACGUAUUAUGCGCUGAUUGACCAAUGAUGAUAAUCGUAUAAGUACUGCCAUUAUUCAUUUCGUUUGACGAUAAAAUCAUAAAUUGUAUAAUAGGUUUUUUCUUAAUCUGGUGAGUUUUAGAUAUAGGUAUCUAGCCCGAUGCUUUGAAUAAUGUAUUGAUAAAAUAUUUUCCUAUGCUAUUUUCUCAAGAUGGAUACUGUCUUUGUUUUUCUAACAGUUUUGUAAUCCGUCUACAUAUUUAUUUUGCUUUAGUGUCUAUUAUUGAUAACAUACCUAGCUACGUGUAAAAAUUUAAUUACUUAUCUUUAAUGUGUAGACAUAUUUUUGCCUAUUUUAGUUUCUAAUCUUAUUUAUCUACUUAUUUAAUUAGGUUGAAAAAAUUUUUAAAAAAAUACCUCUAGGUAUACUUAGAUAUGUAAUUUUUAAUUACCUAUAUUAUUCCUAUUUUUGUAUUUAAUUUAAAUUUUUUACAAUAAAUCUGACAAUACAAAUGUCCUAAAAACAGUAAUAAACUGUAAAAUAAUACUUCAUUAUCUACAUAGGUAAUAUGAGAAAAAUAAAAUUGGGUUCAAAUUACAAAGCUAAAGAAUAGUUUUAUGUAAUUUAACAACGCGAACAACAGCAUUUAUCUUUUAACAAUAUAAAAUCAUGUUUAAAAUUUAAUCAUACUUCAAAUAUCUAGUUAACCUAACUUAAUACCUCUAUACCUACCUAUCUAUUUACACCUAGGUACACACACAGUAAUUAUAUUUUAUCAUGAAACAUUUAUUUUAACUUAAGACUUAAUUCUCCUUAUAUGCAGCCCAACUUCUUUAUAUCAAUUUUGAUGUAGGUAUAUUUUAUUAAUAAUUAAAGAUAGGUAGGUACUUGAGGUUGUAUUACCUAGUAAUUAUAAUAUAUUCCUUUUACCUUUUUUUUAACUGUUUAUGAAUUUGGCUAAUAUCAAUUAGUCAUAAAUUUCAAUGUCUCAAUAAGUUUUUAAAAACUUAAGCCCCACUAGCUUAGGUUCAAAAGUCUUAUUUUUUAAGUAGGUUUUGAGUCUUCUUAACGUUGAAAAGCUUUGUUAAACAGUGUCGGUCUGGCACACCCAGGUACCCAGAAAUCGCCGAGGCCCUAAGAUUUAUUCUUAAAAAAGUGGCCCUAUGGGAUAACACCAAUAGCAGAAAGUAUAUUAAUUAUUUUUUAAUUUAUUUGUGUACAUAUGAAAAAAAAAGAAAAAAGACUGACAUACUUCAUACGAUGAGCAGGCUACUUUUGUAUAUGAGAAGUUGGAAAGAUAAAAUAUAAAGAGGAAUUUAAUGUAUAUCUGUAUGCAACAAUUAAAAAUUGCUAACAAAAAACGAAUCUUAACGAAGCUCUGUUAAUUUUAUUGCUUUUUCAACAAUAUAUGUCAUUAUAGUAAAAUAAAUAUUUAUUUAAACAUUUUUUAUGAGUCAGUAAUUAUAGAUUAGUUCUACAUAAUUUUUACUAAAAGAUUUUCAUCAAAACUAAAUUUGAUAUUAAAUUUUUUAUAAAGUUAUGAUUAUUAUUAUAAAAAGUCUUAUGUCGAGUACUUUUUAUGUAAUUUAUUUUAAACAGUUGAUAAAGUUAAAGAAAAAAAUAGAUUUUACCAAAUAAUUAACAUAUUGUUGCAAUUUGACUCAGAAAAGUACCUAAUCGUGAUAAAAUAUGUACAUUGGAAACUAAAUUAACUUGAUCUAUACAUGGUAUAUAUGAGCAUUGUUGUGAUGUACACCUCUUUCAGUAUUUUAACCAAAUUUAGUAUAUCAACUCGACAGGCUUAAUACAUACAUGUGGUUUCAUUAUAGAAUGAAAAAAAAAAGUAAAACAAUGAAAUUAGUGUAAAUCUAAUUUAUAUUAUUAAUAUUUCUAGAAGUCAAAAAAUUUCUCACAGCUAGAAAAAAUUGGUUUUCUUUUUUAGUUGAUAGUUAUCGAAUUUGACUUUUAUAUUUUGUUGUUUAGCGGCCCAUUGAUAAUAAUUUCCCAUGGGCCCAAUCGUGAGCCAGACCGACUGGUAUUCAACUAUAACAGUGGAUAUUGGAAUUACAUCUCCCCCGGCAGCAACCUAGUAUUUUUAGUGUUCAAUACAAAUUUAAGAAUAUUAUCAAGAUGGAAUAUAGAUAUAGGUAUACUGUAUUAUGGUUUAAUCGUUCAAUUAAAUAGGACAAAAAUAACACCCUUUGUUGACAUAAUUAUCAUUUAGUAACUUCAAAUAGAUAAAUAGGUACUGCUCUUUAAAGUUAUUUACAUACAGAUCACUGGUCUCGAGAGUAAUCUAAAAUUGAUUAUAUUUAAAUUUAAUACAUUAUAAAAAUGAUUAUAUUAUUAUACACCCAUUACCUAUUACAUUAUAUUAUUUAAUAAUUUACCAGUUUUACCUCAAAAUGAUAUUUUCAUUUAGCUCCCAGUUGUCUGUUGACUAUCUAUGUCACGAAAGUAACCUUUUGUAAGUAAUACCUAGUAAUAAUACUUUUUAAUUUUAAUUUUUUAAUAUUUUAUAAAAUAUAUUCAUAUUUUCUGUAAUAUAUUUUUAAUAAUAUUUUGUGUAACAUUCUUUUUUAUAAAUAUCUAUUUAAUAAAAUGUGUUUCCAUAAUUAUAAAAUUUAUUUUUUUGUUUACCAUCAUUAGAUCACUUAUAAGACCAGUGAGUAAAAAGUAUAUUACAUAUGAUUGUAGAUAACUUAUGAAACCUUAAAAACAUAAUAUGAAACAUAAUAUGAAAAACUUGAAACUGAUAAUUUUUAAAACAACAAUAUUUAAUUAUAUACUAUAGAGAAUAGGUAGACAUUAUAACAUAUCCUGGAGUUUCUGGAGGAUGGCUAACAGAACUUCAGCCCACAUAAUAAAUACCCUCUUAAUACUAUAUUUUAUAAAAUUGUUAAGUACCUACCUAUAUCUACAUUGUACAUGAUAAAAUAAUAGGUACCUCAUUAAAAAAAGUAUGUAUAUAUUUUAAUUAAGUAGGUUUUACUCUGGGUUUUACUGUUGGUGAAAAAACAAAUAAGUACACUAAUGAACUAAUAAAUUAGUGUCAAUUUGAAUAAUGAAUAGUACCUAAGAUGAAUAGUAUUGACCAAACAAUGUACUUUUUUCUCAAUGCCAGUAAUUAUAGUUAAAUUUUCUUUAUUUUUAAUUACAAGUAAAACAACUUUAGAGUAGAUACCUAGGUAUGGAAAUAUUACCAACACUGUUUUUAUAUAAAUGUAGCUACAUAGGUUCAUAAAUAUUUAUAUACAAUUUGAUAAAAUGUUUAUAAGUUUAUAAGUUUAUUUAAAUUAUAUAUAGAUAGAUUUAAUACUAAAGCAAGUAGACAAUAGGUACUUUUAUUAAGGAAUGAAGCCAGAAUUAAAAAUUGUUACCAAUAUUUUUGUACAUAGUACCAAGUAUGGUAAAGCUUUGGAUAAAGACACCAGUGUAUGUCAUUUAACCAUAAAUUCUAUAAUAAGGCUACAAUAUUAUAUUUGAUCUUGAAGAUCUUGCUGUGUUGAAUAAUACAUUUUACAUCUUUCAUAAUGAAAUCAUGUAAGUACCUAUUACCAUUGAUUAAAUAUACAAUAUAUUUAUUUAAUCAAUGAUAUUACAUAGAAAAUCUACCAGUGUGCUUAUGUAACAGAUAAAUCUUAUGACUUGAAGUUUGUUGAUGUUUGAUUUGUGUUAUCAUUUCUAUAAUGCCUUGGCUUGGGUUGGGCCCUGUUAGGUCUAGUUGUGACAACUAGAAAAUUAAAAUUAAUGUUUUUUUUUUUGUUCUCUGAGGUUUUUAUAUUUUAUUUGUUAGUAUGAUAAUAUUUACUGGUGUCUCUAUCCUAGUAUUAGUAUCAAAAAUAAUUUGCUUAUAACUGUUAUAUUAGAAAUUUAAUUUUUGAAUAUGCAUGUUAAAAUUAUUUUUUCUUUUAAAGUAAAACAGUAGUAGGUAAGUUAACAAGGAAAUAUCUAAGUAGGUAGAUAAUAAAGGACCAAUUGUUUUUGAGUAAUGUAUAAUCAAAUUCAUGGCACACAGACAAUUUUAUAAUAGGUGUGCAAUAAAUAAUAAGAAUAGUCUAAAAACAUAAUAUUAUGUCUGACUUUAAAUUUCUAUUUUUAUAUGGGGGUUUUAUUUAAAUACAUUAUUUCAAAUUAUUAUUAAAUGUGUAUAAUGUGUAUUUAAUCAUAAUGUGUAAGUUUAAACUAAUGUUAUUAUAUUAAGUUCUUAAGGUUAUUUGGUUGUUAAGGAUAAUCUAUUCAAAUUAUAUUUAUAUUAAUUCAGUUAGAUGUGUGGGCUCUGCUAUUAUUAAUUAAAAGCCUUUUUCUUUUAUAUAAAAAGUGUAAAUCAAUACUUAUCUACACAUUACUCAUAGGCAUUAAUAAAUAAUGACAAUUUAAGUAACAUGACUAACGGGAUGACUAAUUUACCUACUUAUUUAUAUGUUAUUUAUUCUUGUAAAUUAGUAAUUUUUGGUAGGUACCUAACUAAAUAAAUAAAAAAAGGCAAUGGCAUUAAUCUUUAUGUUAAGGUUGGGCUUUUUUUUUAAAAAAAAAUUAAGCAUAGGGCCACUUCAUUUUGGGGCAAAGUUGGAAAGUUGGUUACCAAAUCAUAUGAAAAAUUACAAUGCAGAAAAAACGUCAAAUGUAUUUUACUUAAAAAUCAUAAACAUUAGUUUUAAGUCAAUUAAGGUCAAUAAUAAUAAAUCAUAAAUAAUAUAUACUAUAUGCUAUAGCUAAUAAAAAAAUUGGUAUAUUUUUUUCUCACUUAAAUAUUCUUUAUAUAAUGUUGGUUCAAAUACUAUCACUAAUUAAAAAUAAUAUAUUUAGCUUCCCCAACAAAAAAAAAAAAAAAAACAUCCAGUGGGUAAAUAGUCAUUUCAGGGCAGUUAUUUGGUCUGGGGUUAUCAUUAAUUAGUCAUUAAUAUUUAUUAUUUUUAAGUAAAAUACAUUUGACAUUUUUUACCUUUGUCGGUUUUUACCGUUUUGUUUUUUGCUGAUUGCCCAAAUGAAUAAUUCAUUACAAAAAUAAAAAACUACACUAAACAUAAUUUUGGAAAUAAAGGGGAGGUUGUGCAUUGAGAAGGGAAUUUUUUGAUUUUCCUUAAAAAUUGCUAUUUAUAGUCAUUGGAAAUUGUCAAGUUAUAGGCUUCUAAACACCUUAUAUCCCCAUUAUUUUUGUCUGUUCAUCCGAGUUACUAGUAUGUAGUUGUGUUUGUUGAUUUACUUGAUAAGGAACUAUAUAUUAUUUCUUGUAUUAUUCAUAAUAUUAUUCUUAUUCACGUUAUUGUUAUUAUUAUAAAUUUAAAUAAUAUGAGUACUAAUUAUAAAUUUAUAAUAUUAAAAAUUAAGUAACAAAAUACAAGUAGGUGCCUACUUACUAGGGUUAUUUUUUAAAGAAUUUUUAAAAUGUCUUGUCAACUAUUAACAAAUUACGAUUUUUAAUUUUCUUAAAUUUUUAUUUAUAAACAUAAUAUACUAGGUUACCAAAUUCCUUUCAAACUUAUGGAAUUCCCCCGGGUGUGUUGGUUUUGUUUAAAAUAUGUUUGGCAGUCAAAAACUUUGCAUCUUUGGAAGUAAGCUUUCCUAACUUGAUUAAUUUCUGUUUAGUUUAGUUCCCUCUUAAGUUUUAUGUAGAUACCCUGGUAGAUACAAUUGUUUUACCUUGGCAAAAAUGUAAAACUUUAACAUAAGGUGAAGAAUAGGCUGUACAUUUUCGAUAUUAUUGAAGGGAGGAAGUUAGUAAGUUUCAAUUUUAUUUUUAGUAAAAUCACUGCAUUUUUAGUCAUAUUUAACCGAGUUUCUUAGAAUGGUUUUUUCAUUAACAAUGAUUUAUUUUUUUCAUUUUUCUUGCUAAUUUUUCUCCAACAAUAUUGAUACACCCAUCAGCAGUAUUGUUUUUUUUUUUUUUUAAAUUGCAUUCAACAUUCUUGUUCAAUUUAUUCAGAAAGAUAAAUUUGACCCUUUUUUCAAGUAACUAAAAUACAAAAUGUAAGCAGUUAAUUUUAAAUAGGACAUGUUAAACAAAAAAGUAAGAAGAGAUUUUAACUAGGAUCAAAAUUAAAAUUUAAACUGUCUAUUUUUUUCUUUCAGGUAAUUUAUUUUGUUUUCAAAAUAAAAUUUAAAUUACUCCCAGGCAUACUACUUAGCUACUUUAUCAUAAUUAUUUAUUAUAAAUAUAAAAUAUUUAUAUUUUAUUUGCUUUUAUUUUUUUCAGAAAUUUUACCUAAAUUGGUAAUUGAUGAUCAGCUAAGGGGAUAUCAUGGUUUGGUAAAAGAAAAUGAAACACUUGUUGAAGUUACUCCUGAAAUUUAUGCCAUUGGUGACGUUUGUAAUUUUAACAUUGUUAAUAAACAUCAUGGAGAAGCUCCUUUUGAGGUAAAUCAAUUGUAUUUGUUUAUUGUUACUAAUUAGUUAUCAUUUAUAUAGAUAUGUAGGAAAUUAAUCCUUCAAUGUGUAAUUAUUUUACCAUAAUAUGGCAUAUACAGGUGUAUCUGAACUAUUUGAUAUUUUUACAUUGUAAAUAUUUACAUCUAAAAAUAUCAAAUAUUCCUGUUACAUCCUGUAUAUUGUUGACAAAGCAUCACUAUCAACUGAAUUCCGCUAAAAAUCGGUUUUAGUAAGCAAUAGUUUAUUGUUGUUGACAGAUAUAAAUUAAAUUCCCAUCUGUAUCCUACCUUCCCAACUUCCUAUUUACAACAGGAGCUGUACCCAUGUGCGAAGUAUGCCUGUAUUAUUAAUCCCUAUCUUAUUUUUAAUUUGUAUUAUUCAAAAUCUUAAAGUCUAAUGCAACAUGACAUAUGCAACAACAUUACAUGUCCAUAUUGUCAAUAAGGACCUUUAUUUUUAUUUAUAAAUAGCCCCAUUUCUAUUAAUGUUUAAUUUAAAUAAAUAAUUAAGAUUAUAUCAACCACUAAUAGAUUUUAUUUUUUAGGCAUGGUCCAUGUCAUAAAUAUAAAUAAUUUGAGGCAAUAAUUAAAUCUAUUAAAAAAAUAUGCACAUUUGUUAAUUCUUACUGUUUAUUGUAAUACUAUUAUUUUUACCAUUAAAGUAUUUGUAAUAUAAAAACGUGUUAAGCUUUUUAGAUGUUAAAAUUAAUAAUUUGUUAAAAUAGUUAAUUUAUUAUUAUUUAUUAAUAUUUUUAAUAAUAAAUACUUAUGCAGUCAACAAUUUAGAAACAUAUAUUGCUACUAUUAUUUUAGUUAAAUGUCUUCAAAUUAAUUUGAUUUGCAGAUUAUUCUUCGUCCAAAUGGGUAUGCUGAACUUAGAGCUCGUAAAACUCUAAAUUGUGAAAAACGUAAAACAUAUAAAUUUGAAAUUGCUGCAGUUUCAUGCUCUGGCUUGAUAUCUGAGAAGUACGUCUUGAGUUUUGUUAUUUAUUAUUAUUUUAAUUAAUGUUAAAAUUUAUUAUUAAUACUUAUAUAUGUUUGAUUUUAAUUAAUUUUUUAAAAAUCAUAUAGUGUUACUGUGCAUAUCACUGUUAUUGACAUCAAUGAAUAUGUUCCAUUAUUCUUGGAUGCGUCAUAUGUCAGUGAAGUUGAUGAAGGGCGGUUAUAUGAAGAGAUAGUACGAGUAGAAGCCACAGAUCGUGACUGUACUCCACGUUUUGGCGACAUCUGCAAAUACGAUAUUCUUAAUGAUGAUCAACCUUUCACUAUUAAUAAUGAAGGUAGGUUCCAAUAUUAAGUUAAUUUAUAAUAAUUUAUGUAAUUUAUAUUUAGUAAGUUUAAAUCUUAUCUUUUUUUUUUUUUUUAGGAAGUAUUAGAAACACUGAACCAUUAGAUUAUGAUCGCAGUCACAAUUAUAUAUUAUCAGUUGUUGCUUAUGACUGUGGCAUGAAAGAAUCGGCUCCCGUUAUGGUAACCAUUAAGGUUAAUCGUAUUUGCAAACUAGGCUGGAAAGGUAUGUAUUUAUUAAUUAUUCACAAAUUAAGUUUUUAUUUAUAAUAUUUAUUUUCGAAAUAAAACUUUUUCAGUGGUUUUAAUGUUUUUAAACAAUUUCUAUUUUAAUCAUUUUUAAAUCCAAAAUUCAUCAUCUACCUUCCUGUGAAACUGAACCUUGUCUUUCCUCUUUUCUUUCGCACUCUUCUCGACGUUUUUAAAAUUUAUACUAAAAAGUUUCAUUUUUACAGUGUGCUUGUCACUUUUAGUUUUUAAAAAAUAAAAAUAAAAAAAUUUCUAGGUGUCCCAGAAGAAAUCAAUUAUUUCCCUACAUCAGGCCGUAAAGAUUUGUUCCCUAAUGCGCAACUAAGACUAUGUGAAGAUCCGUGUCAUGUAAAAAGUGUUAAUGCGAAACUUACUCUUGCAACUUCACACAUUGGCAAAGGUUGUGACCGUGAUACCUACUCGGUUCAAAGUCAAAGGAAACUUUGUGGUAAAUAUAAUAUGCCCAAAUUUUAAAAUUUAGAUUUUCAUUUGAAGCGUCUAAUUUAUAUUUUACUGCACAGGAGCUAGUAAAGAAAGUGUGGAACUUUUGCCUGCUAAUCAUGUACCCUUAUCUGCUGGAAAUGCAAUUAAACAUGAUGAAGGUCAUGAAUCUGAUCAGAUGUACGAGUUUGAUGGCAGUAGUACAUCCGUAGCUAUACCCAACGAUGUUCUCGACCAUGGACUUUCAUCAGCAUUCACUAUUUCAACUUGGAUGAAACAUAAACCCAUGCCACGUCAAGACAAGCACAUUAAAGAACACAUUUUAUGUUCGGCUGAUGACCACAGUAUGUUGUGUUUUUGUUAUCAAUGUUUAAUUUUUGAUUGAAUAGAAAUUAUAUUAUUUUUAUCCUAUACAUUUCUUUUGUUUAUUAGAAAUGAAUCGUCAUCAUUAUGCUUGGUUUGUAAGAAACUGUCGUCUUAUAUUGCUUUUGAGACGUGAUUUUUCACAAGGAGAUCUUAACAUCUUUAGACCAGCAGAAUGGAGAUGGAAAAUUCCACAAGUAUUAUACAAACAAAUACUAAUUUUGAUCGGGUUUAAUUUUGGUGAUUAAUUGUAUUUCAGGUAUGCGAUAAUGAAUGGCAUCACUAUGCUGUAUCUGUUCAAUUUCCAAAUAUUCAAUUAUUUGUUGAUGGAGUUUUAUUUAAAUCUGAAACCAAAAAUCCUGAAGUUAUUGAUGAUUGGCCUUUACAUCCAACCAAGGGUAUAAAUACAACUUUAACUGUUGGAGCAUGUUGGCAAGGUACAAAACUAUUUCUUUUUUAAUUUCAGUAUGGGUUAUAGAAUAAAUUUACAAUAUACUUUUUACUGUUUUAGGCUCUGAAAAUAAAAUGAAACAUCAUCUACGGGGUUACCUGGCUGGAUUGUCAGUUCUGUUACAUCAACUUGAAAAACCCGAGGUACUAGCAUGUUUACACAAAUGUAAAGAAAGCUUAGAAGUACCUGCAAUGGAGUUGUUAGAACCCGGAAUGGAAUUGCUUACCAACAGUGGUUGGUUUUGUAUAAUUAAAUAUUAUAGUUAAUAACAGUAACUAUACCAAAUAAUUUAAAAUUUAGAAUCUAAAAAUGAAUUCCUUUUAUUAGACAAAUUUUAAAUUUCAACUAUAUUGCUUUGACAACUGCUUAUUAUAUUGUUUUCUUUUACAUAUAAUACUAGGAGAGUCUUAUAUUGUUAAAUGGAAAAUUAAUUUUGGUCUUAAAAUAUAUAAAAUAUUUGGUUAGAGAUUGAAUAUUACUAUUUUGAAAACCGGGCAAAGUUGAUAUUUUAUAUUAUAUUUUGUUCUUUCUUUAGAAUUGACUGAAUUAUCAAUAGAAGGUGAUAAUAAGACAAAUCUAGAAGUAUUGGUGAGAAAAAUUGGUUAUUCUAACAGCCGUGAUUAUCCAACUCCUGGUAGACGUAAUCUUCACUUAACCACUACUCUAAUGUAAGCUUAAACUUCUUGAAACUUUGUAUUAACAUUAUUUUGCAUUGUUUAAUUUUUUUUUAAUUAAAGGUGUGAUGGUGGUCGAGAAGUUAAAAUGCCUUCUGCUGAAAGUUAUGUAAUGGUUCACAGACCUCAACAACCUAAUAUCAUCAUCAAUGGUACCAAUACAGUCCCCAGGGAAUACCAUGAAUUUAGACAAGGGGUACAAGUUUUCCCCGAUCUUGCUGUUAGCAUUGAACCAGAGAGUUAUGAUUACGAAUCCAAAAAUCGUAAAUACUAAAUUUAAAUAGUUUAUGUAUUUAAUACGAUUACUUGUAAUAUUUAUUAUUUUAUAGCUGAAUUGACCAAUGUAUUAGAACGUCGAGUCGAUUCAUGUAUAAUAUCUGUUUACCCUUCACUGAAUCCUGAUCACGAGACAAUUACUAUUCCAGCCGAUAUGCUUGCUAAAUUUGGUAUUUCAGCUAAAGUUUCCAAGGAUGGUGUUGCUUUCUAUAAUGCAGACAUUGUAUUCCAUUACCAAGAGGCUUUACGUGAUGUUCAUUAUACUAACUUUAAGCCUGCAUACUACUUGAACCGUCAGUUUAAAUUGGUGUGUUCUGAAAUGAAUGGCCGAUUUUUGAGCAAUGAAUACAUACAAACUGUAGGUUUAAAUUGAUAAAAAUAAGAUAUUUUUCUUUUAUAUUAUUUUUUUUCUGAUAUAUUAGUUGACUGUGGUUCAUCCAAAAACUCCAUCUACUGCUUUUGUUUCUACCACAACACUUCCAACAUCUGCUCCACCAGCUGCUUCGUUAGUUGACGAGAACAAUGCUGUUCCACAACCGGCUCACGCUCAAGUACUUCAACAUUCCGUGGAAGCAAAACAAGCACAAACCAUAAUUGGAAAUUAUAUGGAGGGACCCUCCGCAGAACAGGCACGUGCCAUGGUUGCUGGUGGUGGACACGCUGUUACCAUUAUCAUUGUGGUGUGCGUUGGAUUUUUAGUUUUAAUGAUUACUUUGGGCAUUGUUCGUAUCAAGGCUGCCCAUCAGAAGGCCUCACAGGAUGAAGUCCAAGACACAGAGAUGGCUUGGGAUGACUCAGCUCUUAACAUUACCAUCAAUCCUAUGGAGGUAAGAUUUUUGUUGUCACCAUCUAUCAAUUUUCUUUUAUCAUUAAUUAAAUUAUAAUAAUUUACGCCACCUCAUUACUUUUAGCAAUUGGAAUGUGAUGGUAAUGCUUCGGCAGAAGGAGGAGCGUUGUCAGUUGGCAAACACAAGCAUGGUGAUAACGAUGACGAUUCGUCUGAUGACAACAUGAGCUACGACUAUGAUGAUAGUUCAGAUGACGGUGUUGGCAACGAAGAAGAUGAUGGCCUGCAUAGAGGCGGUGCACCUCCCUUAGAAUGGGAUCAUUCUGUCAUGUGUAUCUAAGUUGUGUUUUAUUAUCACAAAAUUAUACGCACUAAAAACGACUUGCAGCACCUAACCUUUUAUGGGUUACAUGGUGAUUCUAUUUUUAAUACUAAACAUAAAUCACUCUUUUUUUGCAUAUCUUUUUCAAAAACGCUUGACUAACGCGCUGUAGACUAUUUGAACUUUGUUCUUAGACAAAAUAAAAACAAAUUAUAUAAGAGUGGGGCAUUGUUGGAGGUCGAUCAGACGUGUAUUUAACUUAUUAUUACUGUCCUCAAGUUCAAACCAUCUACAUUAUUAUUUGUUUGCACUGAUAAAUUUAUAUUAUAUAUAUAUAUAUACAUGUAUACAAACAUAAAAAAUGUAUAAUAAUUUUGACAUUGUUACCGCGCAACAUUAUUAUUUUCAUCAAAUUUUAGCUAGGUUAAAAAUUUUGUUUUUUUAAUUUUUUUUAGACAUAAUAUCUCAAAUUGAUAUUUUUGUUUGUAUUAUUUUUUAGUACCAACUCCCCACUCUUCCCUAGUAAAGUGUACGCAUCAAUUAUAUUUAUAUAUAUAUACACACACAUACACAUACAUACAUCUAUAAAAAAAGAGUAUAAAAGAAAUUGGAGAAGACUGUAAAUAAUGUAAAAAAAAUUUUAAAAAGGCUAACAUUUGCAUUUUUAAUGUGCCAUUAAUUUAAUCAAUAUAUAUAUUACAUUAUGUUUAGUUUAGUUCUGGUAGUUUAUAAAUUACUAUCAUUUUUUCGAACAUUGCCUUGUUUUCACACCAUAAUUCCUCCCAAAUUGCACUCGCUUGUCGUAUUUUCAACAGUCGAGCAGCCAUUGUCUUGCCGUAUUCAUGUUUCCAUUUAUAUAUUUGAUACCGUCCAUAUAGGUUUCCUCUUGAAUAUUUAUUUUUUAAAUGACUGCAUUUUGCAGUUUAGUAUUAUUGGUUGUGCAAUAAAGUACUUAAUAUAUUAUAUUAUAAUUACAAUAAUAACAAAUUUAACAAAAUUAUUUGUGCACCUUGUUAAUUUGUCAUUUUUUUUUUUGUAUAAUCUUAUUCAUACAAUAAUAAUAUGACAAAUGUUAAUUCGGUGAAUAUUUAUAAAUUGUCUUACUAUUGAACAACAACUUUCACCCAUUAUUUAGACUAUAUUAUAUAGUAAGUUAAAAAAAAUGAACAUAUUCAUAUUUAUUAAUUAUUAUUAUAUUAUGAUUUAUAUUGUUAUAUAUACAAAUUGUAUGUUUAUCUUAAUUUUUAUUUGAAACAUAACCAAUAAAUUAUUAACAAACUAUAUUAUACUGAAUAAAAAUGAAAAAUAAAUUAUCAUUACCUUUAAACACAUCAUUUAAAACCUAAAUAAUAAUAAUAUUAUAAUAAAUGAAUUAAAAAGUAUAUAAGAUUAUUUUUAUGUAAAUUUAGAGUAAAUUGUAAGAUUAUUAUACACGUAAAUUUUAAAAAGUAUUAAUUUAUGUAACAUCUUGCUUUGGUAUGUCAUAUAUAAGUAUAAUAUAUUAUAUUAACUAAUUAGGGUGUAGGUAGUAAUCGGUGGUAUUAUAUUAUAAUAUUAUUAUCUUUUAAUCAUUUUUAUUUAAUAGUAAAAAAAAUGUAUUAUUAUUUUUAUCCCUCGGUACUAAUGGAUUAUUAGUCAAAUUGUGUAAUUUAAUUUUUUCCCAAUUUAAAACUGCAAAAAUAAUAUGUGCAAUAAUUUUUGUUGGACUUGAGUUUUCAAUGUUGUGUGUUUUCUAUAGAUAUUACAUUGCAAUGUAACUUUAUUUUUGUUUCUCUGCUAAUCUAAUAAAACACCUACACCUGUUAUGUUGAUCUUAGUUUGUAUAUUAUUGUUAUUUACCAUCACUAUUCAUUAAUUUUACUUUUUAUUUUUUUUAACCUAAAUAAUAUCAUAGCAGAAUACCAAAAGAGUUUUUUUCAACAAAAUCAUUUUUUAAAUAUUUUAUUAAUAUCGGUACAUAUUAUUUAAAACUGACAAACGGUGUAUUUUUGGAAAACUUAGUCAGUACUGUUAGGCUAUACGAAUAUGUUAAUAUUUUUAUAA
This is a messenger RNA of Cinara cedri, 14863 nucleotides long. NCBI's taxonomy places the organism in Eukaryota, Metazoa, Arthropoda, Insecta, Hemiptera, Aphididae. The record is from the annotation of a GenBank genome assembly.